GAGCGGAUGCUAAUAUCGAACAGUGAUAGUGAACAGCAACGACCAGUAGCAGCAACGAACGCCAGCGAGGAGCUGAACUUUACCGCCUUCAUCGACCUGUGCCGGUUCUGUGCCAUCAAGAGCGGAUCACGGUUCUGCAGCCUGUUUGACAACCGGGAGGCCGAGCAGCGCCAGCUACUCUUCAAGAUACGCACCGUCCUACCGAUCGUGAUCACCAAGGAGGACUUUCUGCCGAAGAAGAUUUGCGAGCGGUGCAUCCACCAGGUCGAACAGUUCUUCGCCUGGCGUACCAACUGCGUGCAGACGGAAAUCAUCCUGCGUAAUUACGCCGAGUCCAUGCGAGUCGUGUCGGCUACCAUUAACUUUCAGGAUGGAACAGUGAAUGUUGACGAAAUGACUCCAGCACAGAAGAACGCCUACCUGGAAGCGCACAUGGCCGUGCAGCAGCAGAUGGCCCAGGCUGCCCUGCAAUUGCAACAGCAGCACCACCAGCAGCAGCUGCAACAGCACCAGCAGCACCUGCAGCACCAACAGCAGCAACUACAACAGCAGCAACAGCAACAGCAACAGCAGCAGCAGCAGCAGCAGCAGCAGCAACAACAGCAACAGCAGCAGCACCAACAACAACACCAUCAGCACCAGGAAAUCCAGAACUAUUCGCGCGCGGUGAAGAAAGCGAAAACCAGCCACGACAGUCACGCCUACCAACAUCAGCAACACCAGGCGCCUCCAACCCAGCAGCAGCACCAGCAACACGCGCACCAGCUGCCUCCCGGAAGUACGCCCUCGGCCCUGCCGAACCCGACCGUCAGCCACUACGCAAGCACAAUCAAAGUGCCGCAGAUCAACGCCGGUUCGCUCGCCAGUGCGACCGGCGAGUCUGCAGCGGUUUCGGCUGCUGCUGCCGCUGCGACUACAACUGCCGCCGCCACCACCGCCACCGCCGCCGCCGCCGGGAGCAGCAGCAGUAGUAGUAGCAGCGGCAGCAGCACCUUCACCGUGCCGGAUGACGUCGGUAUGGGCUUUGAAGGUGGAGUACGCGUUCUUCAAAGUUUGGGGAAUUGGUCACCGGAGAUUCCGCCCAACAUACCCCGCCCUAAUCUGAUACCUUUUACAGAGCCGUACGCAGAGGGCGGCUCCAUGCAUCCCGCCACCCGGCUGAAGGCGCUCCAGCAGGUCCAGCAGUCGUCCGCGUCGGCCUCCUCGGGCACGUCCUCCACGGGACGCAAGGGCCAGUCGAGCAAGGCGAAAGCAGCCAACGCAACGACCAACACGGAUACCGGGGCCACCGCCGCACCUGCCGGCCCACCCAAGCCGGUCUUCGAGUGUACCGUGUGCGGCAAGGGGCUGGCCCGCAAGGACAAGCUCACGAUCCACAUGCGCAUCCACACCGGCGAGAAGCCGUACGUCUGCGAGGUGUGCGAUCGGGCGUUCGCGCGCCGCGACAAGCUGGUGAUACACAUGAACAAGUUCAAGCACGUCACCCCGACGAACAUAGCGCCCUUGGGCAAGCGUCAGAACCGGACGCUCACGAUAGCAAAAAAAGAAGAGUUCAAAACCGAAGACAAUAAGCCCAGCAUGCUGGUCGACCACCAGGCGCUAGCUACUCAAACGCUGACCAACGUGGUCAAUAACAUUGCGGCCCAACAACAGCAGCAGCAGCAGCAACAACAAGCCCAGCAUCAGCCACAUCAGCACAAUUCACAAAUAACUCAACAGCAGCAGGCGGUCGUUCCUUCCAGCCAGCAGCAGCAGCAGGCUGCAUCCGACGCAGCGCAGCACAGCGGCCACAAUGUCAUCCAACAGCAGCAGCACCAUCCGCUAUCGUGGAACUGUGAACUGUGCGGCCGAAUGUUCAGCAACAGGGAAGAGUGGACGCUGCAUGCCAAAAGUCACUUAGAGUAUUGACAGAAAGAAAAUAAACUCAAACAACUCGUGGAGCAAAAGAUCGCAUACCAACGGCGGACGGCUCCUCCAGCGUGCGGCUCGAUAGGACCCGGUAGGCCGCCAUCAACAUCCACCACUGAUCCAACCGAUAGAACCGGCCCGACACUGAGCGAUUACCUAGCAAGUAUUGUACCGAAAGCGAGUGAAGCGGUCCGGUAGCGUAGCGAAGGGGGUUGGGGAGAAAGAGAGAGAGGAAGAGAAGCUCUUACCUGCAUCCUACCAUUCCACUUCCAGCGCACGGUUGGACCGACGCCUGGCUGCCUGUCGGUGAUCUUACCACAUCUGCCGCUCAGUCUGCAAAACGCACCGGCGUCCGUCACUCCAACGGUCCGUCCGGCGCGAACCGUAGCGUGGGCCACGUCCGAGUGUAUCAUCUGCCGGCAGGAUAUGCUGGGUCGUGGCGAGUUGCUGCGGCACCUCCGGCGGCAUCUCCUGUCCGAAUGGUGGACCGUUCGGGUGCUGGGGAGGUUCGAUCCCGAAACCACCAGCACAACAUCCGCCGACACCCUUUAUCUCUAACUUGUCCUUCCGAGCGUCGUUUAGGGGCCGCUCGGAACUCCCAACACUCAACAACCGAGCCUCGGCAUCGAGGUUAUGCACCCACGAGGAAAAACGUUUUACCUAGAGAAAGCUUUUUAGAUGGUAUGAUCAUUUUAGCACGUAGUGGUAUAACCGGCCCCGUUUUGUGUUUCUGUUUUUGUUUUGGUUCAACGGCAGAACCUCGAAACGCUGGUCCCGCCACCAAGUGCCCGCCAGAUCUUCACGGAACACGGGGAAACAAAAUAAAAACACAUAUCGACCCCCGGGGAAACCCCUGAGCGGAACCGAAUGCCAUGCCAUGAAGCGAGUGCAAUGAGGAGGAAAGCCAACCACCAGGUUCACCGGUUCCCGGGUUGGUUCGGUUCCGCUCGAAACAAUGUACACACCGUAUGCCCGAAGCGCCGGUACUAACCAACACCUACUCGUAAGAAAGUCGUAAUAUUGUGUAAAACUUCUAAACCAUUCGCACCAAGCGCAAUGUAAAGGAUUUUGGGGGUGCGUUCACGUUGUGUUUAAUGUGGAUUGUAAGAUGAAGAUUAUGUUAUUUUAUGCUAGCGAUACGAAUAAAAAAAAAAACACACACACUAUAGUCAAACAUA
Anopheles coustani is the source of this 3086-nucleotide messenger RNA. RefSeq lists its product as uncharacterized. Lineage: Eukaryota; Metazoa; Arthropoda; Insecta; Diptera; Culicidae. Gene Ontology annotation, cellular component: nucleus. The transcript has 6 exons. The record is from RefSeq and is a predicted model, not a curated record. The coding region runs from base 7 to 1908 and encodes 633 amino acids. Gene Ontology annotation, molecular function: zinc ion binding; RNA polymerase II cis-regulatory region sequence-specific DNA binding; DNA-binding transcription factor activity, RNA polymerase II-specific. Gene Ontology annotation, biological process: regulation of transcription by RNA polymerase II.